CAACAAGAUAAUUAAUAUUCAAAAAACCGUGUAACAUAGAAUAAUAAAAACUUUUUUUACUUUUUUUUUCAGGUCAAUUUUUUUCCUUGUUUUCUAUUUUCAUAUAUUUCAGAUGGAACAACACGGGUUACGGUUUAGAAUUGUAUCAUUUAAUGAUUCUGCUAAAAAAAAACUGAAUAAUACAUUAUUUUACAUAAAAAAAUUUAUAGAAUUACCAACAGAAUAUGGUAAAAAUUUCAUUGAUACUACUAUUAAUAUUUAAAAUCAGAAUAGAUUUGGAAUUAUUUUAAAGGAAGAUUUUUCUUGAAAAACAUGAAGCUUUUUUUGUUAUUGAUCAAAAUUUAUAAAAAUUAAAACUACGUAAUAGAAAAAAAAUUUUUUUUUCAUCUGAGGUUUUCUUUUAUUAUUGAAUAAAAUUCUUCGUAUACAUAGUUGAUACAAUUAAACUUGAACCAAAUGAAUUCAUAACACCGAUUGUUAUUUCUAUCAAUGAAACAUUCGAUUGGAAUAUAAAUGACGGAAAUUAUUGUCAAAUUAUUUGUUUAACACCAAACUCAACAAUCCUAGCUGAUACUAUUUUAUGGUUUGAUCAUUUAUUAAAUCUUACUAAUGACCCUAGAUAUGAUGAAAAAGCUCAAUCAGAAUUACCUUGUAGUAUGACCCUUAAAGAAGGAUAUGAAUUUGAAUUUAGUCUUCAACCGAUUGAACUUCCAGCAUCUUUCAUCUCUUCAUCACGUUUCGCAAGAAGAAAUAAUCUUCUUAAGCUACCAUCAAACCAACAAACAACUGAAGGUCAUUUAAUGAAAUUAAAACAAUUUGAUCAACCAGUUCAUUGUGCUGUAUGUCACGGAUCUAUUCGGGGUUUCCAUCAUCAUGGUUUUGAAUGUUUACAAUGUUCUCUUGUAACACAUAGAAAAUGUCGUAAUGAUAUUCCAUUUUGGUGUGAAAAAUCAUCAGGUUCAAUGGCUUCCCGCUUAAACUUUAUUCAUCCACAUACGUUCAAAACAUACGAAGUACCAUUUGUUCGAGCUUUUGUUACUCGUAACCAUAUUCAUUGUGAUCAUUGUGGUGCACAAAUAUUUCGCAAUGCUCUCAAAUGUACACAAUGUUCUAUUACGAUUCAUGAACGUUGUCAAUCAAAUGUUUCACAAAUGUGUAAAAUUUCAGAUGAUUCACCACCAGCAACACCUUCGGCAUUUCCAAAUAUAGUAGGUGCACGCUUUCAUGUUGAAAAAAUUAAAAAAGAAAAUAAUCAAAUUUCGCAAUCAUCAUCAUUUGAUUUAUCUUGGCUUGAUCCAUUACCAAAACUUCCUAUAUAUAAUCAACAAACAAUAUCUUUACCAAAAUUUAGUGAUUUUGAAUUUAUUGGUCGUCUUGGUGAUGGUGCUUCUGGUCAAGUCUAUUGUGUUCAACAUACUUUAUCAAAAAAAUAUUUGGCUAUUAAAGUAGCUGAUGGAAAAAAUGGACAAGCACGACAACAAUUAGAAGUUGAAAAAUACGUUUUAUUUCGCCAUAGUUCUGGAAAUCCUUAUAUGGUUAAAGCUUAUUGUGCAUUUCAUCAAGGAAAUAAAUUAUUUCUUGGCAUGGAACUUGUUCAAGGUGGAAGCUUAUGUCAUAAAAUUCAAACAAAACGAAUGAAUGAAGAUGAAAUAAGAUACUAUUUAGCACAAACUAUUUCUGUUAUACAAUAUUUACAUUCAAAUAAAAUUGUUUAUCGUGAUUUAAAACUUGAACAUGUAAUUGUUUGUUCAACAGGUUCUAUACGUCUUAUUGAUUAUGGACUUGGACGAUUAUUAAAAACUCCUGAUGAAAUUUGUCAUACCUUUUGUGGUACUUAUAGUUACAUGGCUCCUGAAGUUCGACGUUUAGAAAAUGGCUUAUCAGAUGGAGGUUAUAGUUAUGCAGUUGAUUUUUGGGCACUUGGAAUAAUGUUAGUACAAAUGUUAUGUGGUGAAAAAAUGGAUGUUAACUGUGCAUUUUCAAGUAGUAAUGCAGACACCACUAAAUCAACAAACAUAACGGAAUAUUUGCCAUUACCUCGUUGUAUAAGUCUUGAAGCUCAUUCAUGUGUUAUUGGUUUACUUGAAAAUGAUCCUGAAAAACGUUUAGGUUCACCUAAUUCACCACAUGGUGCUAUACGUAAUCAUAAAUUUUUCAAAGCUGGUCAUCAAAUUAAUUGGCAAGAAAUUGAUGAAGAGAUAUUUAAACCUGGCCAUAAAACUUCAGAAGAUAUACAUGUUCAAUUUGGCAAAGCAUAUGAUCAACAACUUUCAGAUUUACCAAUAGAUAGAGGAAUUCGCGCUAAAGACGAUUGGAUAGCUGCUGGAAAAUCAACAUGUGCACCAGAUGAAAAUGAAAGAUUGCAAUCAUUUGAUUACAUUAGCGAAUCAUCUUGGCGCGAAUUUACUUUAUCAAAUGCUUUGUGA
Molecule: messenger RNA, 2426 nt
Organism: Rotaria sp. Silwood1
Lineage: Eukaryota; Metazoa; Rotifera; Eurotatoria; Philodinida; Philodinidae
Source: the annotation of a GenBank genome assembly